Uncinocarpus reesii 1704 is the source of this 4029-nucleotide messenger RNA. RefSeq lists its product as uncharacterized. NCBI's taxonomy places the organism in Eukaryota, Fungi, Ascomycota, Eurotiomycetes, Onygenales, Onygenaceae. The record is from RefSeq and is a predicted model, not a curated record. Bases 1 to 4029 code for a protein of 1342 amino acids. The transcript has 5 exons. Gene Ontology annotation, cellular component: microtubule; cytoplasm; membrane. Gene Ontology annotation, molecular function: GTPase activity; GTP binding; microtubule binding.
AUGUAUCAGCCGGGAAACUUGGAGCUGCUUGACCUCCCCGCAGAGCUGCUCCAGCUGAUUCUGCUGCAUUGCUCGACUCCAAGCUUUCUUCAACUAUCACGAACGUGCCGCACAAUCUACGACCUCGCUUCGUCGUGUCGCGAGGUAGUCUUUACCCACCUGAGGAAAACCCCCGGCCUCCAAACAUCCCUCGACUCCCUGUCGACCGAGGAAUUGUUUCUCAUCCUCAAAGCAAGAACCGCAGAGCACCUGUACGGCGCCAACUUCCACUCCGACCUGACCAAUUAUAUCUUCAAGACCGGCAUCAUCGACAACUGCGCCUCUGCGCUGCGUGAGGGCAAAGAUCCCAAUGCUGCGCUAGUCGAAAAGGGCGGGAGUCGCGUGCUGCUGUACCACAUCCAGUCUGGAGAGGCCAAGCUACGGAACAUCCUCGAGGCGCCCUACGAACGCCCUGGACGCGUGAAGAUCGUCAAAGCGGUCUUUUGCAGAGACGGAUCUGUCGCGGUACUGCAGAAAUAUGAACCGAUCCAGCUGCCCGGCGAGGCCGAAACGGAACGCGUGCACCCGUUCGUGGAAGAGGCGACUAGGCCGUUCAAGACCGCUGGUUAUCAUUUGAUCAUUUAUCACCACGCGUCGGAGCCGGCGAAAGUGCCACGAGUUACGUUCGCGGCGUUUAGGGAUGUGCAAGGCUAUCACCCAACUGCCGUGGAUGUUUGGGAUUUAUCAACGGUUGCGAUAGCGUGGGAACAUGACAUCGUCUAUGCUGAUAGGAUGAUCCUUUUACAUACUAUACCAGUUCACGGCGAUGUUACAGAAGACCCUGCGAAUAUCUUUUUAACUUAUCAAUCAACACGGCUCACGUCGGAAUCCGAGCUUGGGGUUAUUCCAUCUAUUGUUCGGAUCGAUCUGAAUGAUCACGCAAGCCAGGUUCUUUAUUAUCAGUCAUCGACCACGUUAUACAACAGAUAUGUGAAUUUGCCUGCUCCAAACUCUACAAGCCCGGAAUCACUCCACUGGACACGCAAUGUUUGUAAUGCCAGCUUCAAUCAAAGAUUCAUCCCAUUCUCGAUUGGUGUCCCGUUUUAUUGCACCCACGAGACGCGGCCACAGAACAACCGUGACUACUGCCACUGGAAAUACCUUGCUCUCGGCAUCGGAACCCAUCCCGUGGAGAAAAGGGACGGUUGCGUGCUUGCUCCGCUCCGAAGCCAUCUGCCCGCGCUAAUCGCUGUGGGCACGUUCCAAACCUCGACCGGGGCAGACGUUUCAACCGGUGGCCCGUCGUCGCUCGCCUAUGGGGCUAUCAGAAGCGCAACGACUCCCUUUCCGGAGUCGUCGCCACAUCUCCCAGAGGGAAGCGUAUCGCAAUCGCAAACUGGAAUGUGGUCUACAGUCAUCCUCGAGGGCGAUCAGGGCGAUGAGUGGGAGUACUAUCCGCAGCAUAUGAAAUCGGCGGAUGGCGUAGUCGAGUUAAAGCCUGUGAUCCUCCAGCCUGGGGCGGUGUGUUUUAGUCUGCAAUUUUCGCGGUCUGAGGAUGAGCUGAUUGCACUGACGGAUAAGGGGUUGAUGAAAUGGGAUCUUGGACCGGCUGGGAGGGGAUUCAAGGUAAAGAAGUUGCUGGACAUGGAAGAUAAGGUUGAAGCGGUCAGGACAAAGUACAGUAUACUGGUUGGAUUCUUUUUGAGCUGUCUUUUUAGCAUCGUUACGGUUACCAUGGAAACACUGCUCUUCCCAAACAUGCCGGCCGCAUCAUGUCUAUCCAUGGGCGAAUACCCGGAGAACUCCGGCGGGAGUCCCCUUUUAAAACCACUGGGCUGCCUUGGAAAACUUUUCACCUUCUGGCUCGGAGUCUUUGCUGCCAUAUUUUCCUUCAUACCCUCAGCUCUUUGGGCCCUUGCUACGAUGGAAUCCCAUGCCAAUGAUCUGCAGCCGCAGAUUCUCCUACAAUCAAAAGACCAUGGCGAAUUACUCAACGUGAUUGACCUGCUUCGAUCUCAAGGAGUCAGUCGUUACGUUCAUCUACCUCAACUCAUCGUUUGCGGUGACCAGUCGUCGGGGAAGAGCUCCGUUUUGGAAGCUGUCUCUGGAAUCAGAUUCCCUGCCAAGGAGAAUCUCUGCACGCAAUUCGCAACUGAACUUAUCUUACGCCGAGCAGCUGAAGAAAAGGUGACUGUGGAAAUCAUACCUGGGGCAGAGAGGUCGGAGGAGGAGAAGAAAAAGUUGGCGGCAUUCAGUGCACCUAUUGCACACACUGAAGAUGUCCCUUCGAUUAUCGAGGCUGCAAAGAAAGUGAUGGGCCUUGAUACCGACAUGAAAUCUAUCAGCGAUGAUAUUCUUCGAGUGGAAAUCUGCGGACCCCGUCAAUCACAUCUAACUCUUGUUGACUUGCCAGGAGUCGUUCACUCCGAGACACGCCAGCAUUCGACACUCGACGUCGCGAUGAUAUCGUCGCUUGUGAACUCAUACAUGGCCAACCGUCGCAGCAUCAUACUUGCCGUGGUCUCUGCGAGUAAUGACCUAGCCGUUCAGGUUGUGACCAAACUUGCACGAAAUCAUGACCUGGGAGGACGACGGACACUGGGAAUUAUCACAAAGCCGGAUAUGCUUCCUGAGGGCUCAGAUAACGAACGUGAUUUUGUCGCUCUGGCCAGGAACGAAAACGUAGUGUUCCGGCUUGGCUGGCAUGUGCUGCGGAACCGUGACUAUAAGACAAAAGGAUACAGCGCUCAGGAACGGAAUGAGCUGGAGAAACAAUUUUUCUCUCAAGGGGUGUGGACUGCCCUUCCAUCGUCGAUCUUGGGUAUCGAAGCUUUGAAACCUCGUUUGAGCGCGGUGCUACGGGAUCAGAUUAUCUCUGAGUUGCCGAAUUUGACAAAGGAUGUGAGCGAUGGCAUUGCAGGCUGCGAACGAACCCUGGCUAAACUGGGGGAACCGCGGUCGACUAGCCAGGAACAGCGACUGCAUCUGGCUCGCGUCAGCCAGACGUUUACUUCUCUGAUCCAGGCUGCUAUCGACGGGGUUUAUAGUCAUGAUUUCUUCGGCGAUGCACGCUCCGUAGGAGACUCCAGCCGUCGCCUACGUGCCGUUGUACGCAAUACCUUGACUGAUUUCUCAUCUGAAAUGCGACAAAGGGGACAGAAAACGACCAUUGUGGAGGAUGGCGUCCAGCCAGAGCCGUUCGCUCUUCCGCCGCAGAUCACGAGGACCGAUUUUAUCAAGGAAGUAUGCGAACUGAUGAAGCAAAAUAGGGCAAGGGAGUUGCCCGGCACUUUUAACCCUCUCGUUAUUGGUGACCUAUUCUUUGAGCAUGCGAGUCGCUGGGACCAGAUCGUGCAGAACUAUGCCGAGAAGAUAUUAAAAGCGACCAGGGAAUUCUUGAAGGUAGCACUAGCGUACUGCUCGGAUGACGCAACGCAACAGGCUCUCAUGGUUGAAAUAAUCGGGCCAGCCAUGGAAAAAUGUGCGAACCGGCUGAAUGAUAAAAUUGCGGAGAUUCUUUGGCCAUAUACGAAAAGCCACCCGAUCACCUAUAACCACUAUUUCAUAGAGAAUCUCCAAAAGAUUCGCCAAGCACAAACCCAUAGCGUCUUAGCCGAUAAACUACGCAGCAUAUUUGGGAGCGGUGGGUUCAUAACCGGAUCGCACAACGUUGAAGACCUCAUCUCGAGCCUGAACAGGGUGACAGAAUAUGACAUGGAUCGUUAUGCGGCCUCAGAAGCGGUACACUGCAUGGAGGCGUACUAUAAGGUAGCGAUGAAAGUUCUCGUGGACAACUUUGCCGUUUUGGCAAUUGAGCGAUGCGUCCUUGCAGAGCUGCCUAGGAUAUUUACCCCUGAAGUUGCCCUAACUCUUGACGAUAAAGCCCUGGAAACCAUUGCGGCAGAAACGGAAGAAUCAAAGAUUGAGCGAAGGCGUAAUUUAGAAAAGCUGGAACGUCUUAGGUCUGGAUUGCAGAUUCUCACGCGUUUGGCGUUCCAUAGAGAUCCAGGUUUGUGGAUAACUGGCUCGUCUUCUUUUAAACAGAUAUAA